This is a messenger RNA of Penicillium concentricum, 1353 nucleotides long. RefSeq lists its product as uncharacterized. The transcript has 3 exons. Gene Ontology annotation, biological process: transmembrane transport; carbohydrate transport. The record is from RefSeq and is a predicted model, not a curated record. Gene Ontology annotation, cellular component: membrane. The coding region runs from base 1 to 1353 and encodes 450 amino acids. Lineage: Eukaryota; Fungi; Ascomycota; Eurotiomycetes; Eurotiales; Aspergillaceae. Gene Ontology annotation, molecular function: carbohydrate:proton symporter activity.
AUGGAGACCCAUGAAGAGCUUAAGAAAGGUCUCGAUGUCGAGAAAAUCAGGUCAGAAGGUGAAGACAUCGGCAUGACCACCCUAAUCGCACCAACUUCACUCAAAGACCAAUUCAACGAACUGAAAAUGAAUAGACGUGCUUUGCUGGCUGGAUCGGGUGUGUUGAACGAUACAUUCGGGCGUCGCAUCUGCUUCCUCAUUACUGUCGUUCUCACUAUUGCCGGUACACUGACCGAGCUAUUCUCCCCAAGCUGGAAAGUCUGGGUUUUGGCUAAAAUCUUUAUGGGAGCUGCAAUGGGUUCUAUGCAAGCCAACACACAAACUUACGUCUCGGAGAUCACGCCAACGUCGAUUAGAGGAGUGACACUCUCACUCUUCCAGUUUUGGAUCAUCCUGGGCCAGCUGAUUGCCUCCUGUGUUUUGGAGGGUACGAGCCACGUUGAAAAUAGUUGGUCAUGGAAAGGCGCCGUCGUAUCGCAAUUUGGACCAGCUCUAUUCUGUCUCAUAAUGUUCAUCCCUUUCGUUCCAGAGUCUCCCUAUUUCCUCGUCGCAAAGGGUAGAAUUGAUGAUGCUAGGGCCGCAAUAAUCAAGUUGCACGGAGCCGAGAGCAUCGACUUGGACGAUGUGUUAGUCCAGAUACAAGAGACGCUAGCCCACGAGCAACAAGCAAAAGAGGGCUCUUCCUCCUUCAUGGAAUGCUUGCAAGGAACAAAUCUCCGUCGCACGUUCCUGGCCUGUCUGCCUGUGGUGAUGCAAAUUUUCAUGGGUUAUCCGCUUUGCGGUAACUAUCUGUCCUACUUCCUUACUUUGUCGGGAAUGGGCAAUGCGUUCCUCGUCACUGUUAUAUCUGUCGUGUGCUCUUUGGUCUCAGCUGUUUUUGCUUUCUUCGUCAUCGAGCGUGUUGGACGCCGAAGCCAACUUCUCAUUGGUUGUUACGGUAUGCUGGUUUGUCUGUUGAUUAUCUCCCUGCUUGGAUUCCUGGGUUUCGGGGAAACUUGGAACUACCGUUCACUGGCUGCAUUCUGUAUCAUCUGGUCAGUCUUCUAUUAUGCUUCUGUCGGUGCUGUAGGCUGGACUAUUGUUGGGGAAAUCUCCUCUUCGCGUCUGCGUGCGAAGACGACAUCCCUUGCUGCGUUUUCUAGCUCCCUGUUCAAUAUGGCCUGGUCGAUUGCCAUUCCUUACUUGGUCAAUAAGGACAGCGCAAACCUCGGACCGAAGUCUGGUCUUUUAUUCUUUGGGUUUAGCAUUGUGUUGACUUUUGUCUGUUUCAUUUCCAUGCCUGAGACGAAGGGAAGAUCAUUCGCACAACUCGAUGCCUUGUUUGAAGCGCGUACACCUGCCAGAAAGUUCUAG